AUGAGACAUCACGGGCGACGAGGUGGGAGGCACCGGCCGGCGUUCCGGGCCGGCCCGUGGAAGAAAGCCCACGCCACUUUCUACGAGGGCAACACCCGAACCUACGGCGGCGCGUGCGAUUACACGGACGUGGUGGGGGAAGGAUACGGCAUGAACACGGCGGCGCUCAGCAACGCUCUUUUUAAGGACGGCAGGGUCUGCGGCGCGUGCUUCCAGAUCGAGUGCGUCGACGACCCGCAGUGGUGCAAACCGGGCCAGCCGCCUCUGUUGGUCACGGCUACGGAUCUCUGCCCGCCCAACCCGUUCCAGCCCAGCGACAACGGCGGGUGGUGCAACCCGCCCCGGGAGCAUUUCGACAUCGCCAUGCCCGUCUUUGACCACCUCGCCGAGUUCAAGGCCGGAAUCAUCCCCGUCCAAUAUCGCCGGGUGCCAUGCAGGAAGCGAGGUGGGAUCCGGUUCACGAUGAACGGCAACCAGUGGUUCUACGAGGUCAUCGUGUCCAACGUGGGAGGAGCCGGCGACAUCGUCGGCGUUCAGGUGAAGGUCGACAAGAGCAGGCUCCGGUGGACGUCGCUGGACCACGACUGGGGCGCCACGUGGAAGACCGGCUUCCCUCUGCAAGGGAAGACGCUGAGCUUCCGGGUGAAAUCGAGCGACGGAAGGUACAUGACUUCUAUGCACGUCGUCCCUAGCAACUGGCAGUUCGGCCAGACUUUCGAGGGCCGGAACUUCAAGUCCGGGGGAAGAAGAAGAAGGAACUUCAAGUCCGGAGGAAGGAGAAGGAAGGGUGUUGGCCAACUUUAG
Linum tenue is the source of this 804-nucleotide messenger RNA. The record is from the annotation of a GenBank genome assembly. NCBI's taxonomy places the organism in Eukaryota, Viridiplantae, Streptophyta, Magnoliopsida, Malpighiales, Linaceae.